AGCUGCCAGGGCUGCAGAGCCCGCCCUCUUUCCACCACCCCACCAAGCUACCUCCUUUCGCCUACAAAACGUACGUGGGGACCACUGGUGUUGGAUUUACUGUCCACUUCGGGUUUCAGAACCUCUCACUGUGGACAUUGAGAACCAUCCUGAGAAGGAACAAUGCUGUCCCGAUGGGAACUGUCUCUUUACCUGCUGGCUUCACUAGGCUUCCACUUCUAUUCUUUCUAUGAAGUUUACAAAGUCUCCAGAGAGCAUGAAGAGGAACUGGACCAGGAAUUUGAGUUGGAGGCUGAUGCUUUCUUUGGAGGACUAAAGAAGGUACAAAGUGGACCAAUGGACCCAACCGACUUUGAGUGGAGCUUCUGGAUGGAAUGGGGGAAGCAGAGACUGGUGUGGCUCUUCCUUGGCCAUAUGGUAGUGUCUCAAAUGGCCACACUGCUUGUAAGGAAGCACAGACCCUGGAUUCUCAUGGUCUAUGGGAUGUGGGCCUGCUGGAGUGUGCUGGGGGUCCCUGGUGUGGCCAUGGUGUUUCUGCACACCGUCAUCGCCUUCUGUGUGGCCCAGUUCCGGUCGCUGCUCCUGUCAUGGCUCUGUUCUCUCCUGCUACUCUCCACACUGAGGCUGCAAAGUGUAGAGGAAGUUAAGAGAAGGUGGUACAAGACAGAUAAUGAGUACGACUUGCUGCACUUCACACUGACGGUUCGCUGCCUGUGCUACACCAGCUUCAGCCUCGAGUUCUGCUGGCAGCAGCUGCCUGCAGCCCGGGCCUCCUACUCCUUCCCCUGGGUGCUGGCCUAUGUCUUUUACUAUCCGGUCUUCCACAACGGGCCCAUCCUCACCUUCCCGGACUUCGUCAAACAGAUGCAGCAGCAAGAACUCUGCUCCCUGAGGGACAGCCUCUGCGUCCUUGCCCGGGGCCUGGGCCGCCUUCUCUGCUGGUGGGGGCUGGCUGAGCUGAUGGCUCGCCUCAUGUACAUGCAUGCCAUCUACAGCAGCAUCCCCCUUCUGGAGACCGUCUCUUCCUGGACCUUAGGAGGACUGGCGUUGGCCCAAGUGCUCUUCUUCUAUGUGAAGUACUUGGUGCUGUUUGGUGUCCCAGCUCUGCUCAUGCGCCUGGAUGGACUCAACCCACCGCCCCUCCCCCGCUGCGUGAGCACCAUGUUCAGCUUCACCGGGAUGUGGAGGCAUUUUGAUGUUGGACUACAUAAUUUCUUAAUCAGGUACGUUUACAUUCCACUGGGUGGGUCCCAGCAUGGCCUGUUGUGGAUGCUCUUUUCCACUGCAAUCACGUUUGCAUUUGUGAGCUUCUGGCAUGGUGGUUAUGACUACCUCUGGUGCUGGGCAGCACUCAACUGGCUGGGAAUCACUGUGGAGAAUGGAGUCCGGAGGCUGGUGGAGAAGCCCUGCAUUCGGGACAGUUUGGCUCGACACCUCUCCCCACAAGCUCGCCGACGACUGCAUGCUGCCUUUGCGUCUUGUGCCACCUCAAUGCUGAUCCUGUUCAACCUGGUGUUUCUUGGGGGCAAUCAAGUUGGUAAAACCUACUGGGAUAGGAUCUUCAUACAAGGCUGGCCGUGGGUGACCCUCUCUGUCCUGGGAUUCCUGUAUUGCUAUUCCCAUGUGGGCAUUGCCUGGGAACAGACAUAUACCAUGGACUAGUGCCACCAGGCCCAGGCCAAUAUCCAAAGCAAAUGGUACUUCACCAUGACCUCCUACUCCAAGAUAAUCUCCAAGGGAUUAUCUCCUGCUCAUCUUCUGUUGAAGAUACCUCACUUCAAGACUGGCAGCUUAAGCUCUCAUAGAAAUUUUACAACCAGACUAUCUUCUGACUUCUGGGUUUAAGAGAUUUUCUACCCAAACACUGUCAGUUUCCUGUUGGGUAAGCUGAAGUGCAGGGCAGCAGAUCAUCUUGCCUAGCUAUACAGGGCAACCCAGCCCCAUUUCUCCUUUACCAAGAAUUACCUGGAAUGGAUAUUUCUUGAUGGAGCACAGAAAUCCUGGUUAGUGAUAGGCUUUUCCUCCACUGCGUAGUAUUUCUGAAACAUUUUACCACCAUUUUGGUGACUUCUUUCCCAUGAUCUACAUUGUUGGCUCUAGAAACAGAAGUAGAGUUGGACUUCCACACAUCAGCUCCUCAGCAAGGAGGUGACAAAGACACAGCUGGUUCUGAUGACCAAUGUAAAGAUGAAGGCAGUCCUGUGGCAUUCUAAGGAGUCUAUACCCAAGGAGCCCCAUGACUUGAAUUUCAUUAGGGUAAUCUACCUUUGAGGUUUGCAGGGAUAUAUAAACAUGGUAAUUCCUCUGACGUUUUCCAAUAAAGAAACAGAAAUAUGAAAACCAGGGAAUCAGUGUGUCCACAGCCGGGUGACACUGGGCAAGUCACAAAAGGUGAGGAUGGCGUCCCAUGAUCUCCAUCUCCACUUAGGUCCCCAGUCACUAUCCUACUCAGUAGUUCAUGUUCACUGGUGUAUGUUGCCUCAUUUUGAUUCAAAUAAAAUGGAGUCUUUGUGUUACAGAGAAAAUUCAGAUUUUUCUAGAAUUAGAGUAUUUUUAAGGAAAACGUUUAAAAUCUUAGCAGUUACAUAACUCCAGAAAAAAUGCUGGACAGGCUACCAAUAUCCAAGUGGUAGAUAGCUUAGAAAAUUUGUUUGAUUUUUGGAUUUAUUUGUGGAACAGACAUUGAAGGUUUACAAUUUGAAUCCAUGGUGUAUCUAAUUUUGGGAGAAUUAGUAACAUCCCAAGUACACGAAUUGUCAUUGAGUGACAGGUGAAGGUUCACUUGAACCUAGCUACUGUCUCUCAUUUGUUGUAUGGUAUUGCCUUGGGUCUUGGCUGUGGUUAUCAACUUGAUGACACUUAAACUCCUAGGUGCAGGACCAGUCAUCUUGUUGACUCCCUUUCUUCCUAGCUGCUCUGAUUGGAAGAGAGAUGGGAGGGAACCAGACAUUGAUGAACUGGCGUGGGCACAAUGUAUUACUUGAAACAGGACAGAACAGAGCAGCUGGCAGACCUGGCAGCAGUAGACUCCACAGCUGGCUGGGUAAAGGAGAAGACACAUGGCAGGAGAUUCCUGGGUGCUGAGAAGUUUUAAUUGAGGGAAUGAGCCUGAGGGAAUGCAGUAGAACUUGGAGGAACACUGAGUCAGGAUUUGUGGUUCACCUGGAAGGAGUGUGGCUGAAGUUUACUUGGAAGGAAAGGGCUUGCUAAGAAAAAGUACAAAAAUGAUUGUUGGGAAGUGUCUAAUAUAUGUAGGUAUGUAAAACAAAAGAUUUGAGGUCUUCCAAAAAAGACCAUUUAUAUAAAAACACAUUUAGUCAAUCACUAAACUGUCCUGGACAAGGCAGUAGAUGUGUUUGAAAGUAAUAAUCCUGAAUUACUUUUAUGCUGUGAUUCAGAAUGGUUCUUGGUAUUUAGUAAGCUUAUUGUGUUUAACUCUAUUUGAAGCCUGGUUAACCAAUGUAUGUGUUAUGUAGUACUACUGUUUUCUUUAACCUUUUCCUGAUCCCCAACUGUAAUUCGGAAAUGACAAUACUUCUUUUUUAUGGAUAUGAAUUAAAAUCCUGGAGUUGCUUUAAACAAAA
Marmota monax (woodchuck) is the source of this 3584-nucleotide messenger RNA. It is a transcript of the gene Hhat, whose product is annotated as hedgehog acyltransferase. The record is from RefSeq and is a predicted model, not a curated record. The transcript has 12 exons. Gene Ontology annotation, biological process: protein palmitoylation. Gene Ontology annotation, cellular component: endoplasmic reticulum. Bases 163 to 1662 code for a protein of 499 amino acids. Gene Ontology annotation, molecular function: palmitoyltransferase activity. Lineage: Eukaryota; Metazoa; Chordata; Mammalia; Rodentia; Sciuridae.